AUUCAUUUAAUUAAAUAUUUAUCAUUUGUGACACUAAGAGGUGGUUAUGUCAGCCAACGCUCCAAAAAGCUCAACAGAAAUAUAUCAGCUUUAGAACGUCAGUUGAAAUCCAUUCAUUUUAUAUUUACUCAAAACUAAUUAACUCUUUUCCAAAAUAGGAUAUUUUUUCUCACACUGAAAUAUAUACCAAAUAAAAAGAAAAAUGUAUGCUUUUAUGAUUAUAUGAAAAGAUCAUAUUAUCUUCAAUAAAUUUUUAUUCGCACUUAAUAGAUCUGUUCAAUAUAGUUAUUGAUCGUAUUGCCAAUAAAUCACUUUACACUAUGGAAACUGAGCGUCAUUCUGGUAAUUCACAUAGAUUAUCGGGCGUGAGAAGAGGUUUGGAAAAUCUUAGUGAUAAGAUAGACAUACUAAACACAAAAUUUGAGACAUUAAAUCUAAGAGUUAAGCCUGUAACGGGAAAUCGUGAAAUUAUGUAUAACCCCAUGGAUGUUAAAACACAAAGGCUAUUGGAGCUUGAAAAAAGAAAUGAAUUACAUUCACGUAAACUUAAAUUGCUUCAAAAAGAAAUAGAUCAUGUUCAAACAGAGAAUGAAAUGAUGAUGGGACAAAUGUCUAAAAGAGGAUCUCCUUAUGACCAUUAUAUGCAGAACGAGCCAGGAGACGUUUAUAAUGACAAAAUACAAGACGAAAGGAUGUUUAAAGAAAUUAGAGAUUCAGCUAGCAGACAACCGAUAAACGAUGAUCCAAGACCAAACGAAGAAAUCAAUAGAGAUAUAGCUUCGCCAAAGAAAAGAGAAGAGGAUCUAAGAAGUAACGGAAAACAGCUUGAAGAUAAAUAUACCAGGCUUGAUCAGACAAAUGCGAAAGGAAAAUCACAGGUCAUUGAUGACGAGGAAGAGCAGUGGCGAAGAAGAGCUCAGAUAUAUAGUUGCUAUGAUACAACUGCAAUUAAUCCUCAAAAUUGGAAACCCAAACCAAAACAGAAUGAAUUUGAGACUCAUCCUUAUCCGGGUGGAUUCCUGAUCAUGCGCUUUGACGAUGAAGGGUAUGACGUCGCCAAGGUGGCAUUGAAAAUGCAACAGUCAAUAUGCAGAUAUGCAGGGGGAUAUUUAAUGGGUAUCGCCAGGAAAAAUAGAAUAUUUGUGUACGAAAAUGCACCAAGCAAAGUGCAAAACUGGUCAAUUUCCAGGCAACAACCAUACAAGGACUGUCUUAUGACGGAUCACGCGUUAGCAAUAUUUUGGUUUACAAGGAAGGAAGCGGCAGAAUAUUUCUUCGAUAACAGUCAUCAUAAUCGAUUCAGGGAACCUUGUUUCCCUACGCCUAAUGGACACGAAGCAUUCUAUGUUCCCCUCUUGGAAGCGCCAACAAAAGAACUCAAUACAUUUUUCUGCCUGGAAUUCCUAGAUGCAAGAAAGUAUGACACAGGAGAUUUGUCUCAGUUUGAAGGAGAAGUAAGGGAAGAUAUGUUAAAAUUUUUCCCAAACUGCCGUCCAAUGUUUGUCUCAUCACAAACAGGUCGUGUUAUUCUCAAACCGGGAAAUCUAAUAAGCCCAUAUAGUAAACUGUACAUCAGUAGAUUUGAAUCACAGAGAGACGUUGAUCGAAUCUGGUCAUCAGGCAUGAUUGCAGCGUUGCGGAAGAAAUGGAACCUAACUGGGCCUAUAAAUGCAUACGCGUUUACGAUUGACAUUGCUUUCUGAUGAGAUUUCAAGGGAGAUAAUUACGGUGCAUAUAAUUCAGAUGUCUUUAGUUUUUUACCUUGUUCUGAAAAGGUAUUUUGAAAGUGUCUGGAAGGUUACAUAUUAUUAAUUAAGCUUUAUUCAGACAUUGCACUACAUUAUAUGAAACAAGUAGAAAACAAGAAUUACAGGCUUAGCAAAGUCUAAUACAGUACAUGUAAUGUCCCUAACAGUUAUUUUAUCGUUAGACUGCUAUCAUUAUUUGAGGUUCUGAUGCAAAGGAGUUAUACCACGUGGGUUAAAUCUUAACAAAUGAUUGUAUUAAAGAAAAUUUCCUGAGAUAUAUCAUUUUGAAUCUAACACUUAGUCUAGAUAAAUUAACCAAUGAUCACUUUUCUCAUCCUUGACGACACUAAACAAAACAUUACCUGUUUCGUAUCAUAUUCUUUUUCGGUAUGACGUUUUAUGCUAUGACGUAUUUAGUCUGAUGUAUAAUGUCAUAAUAUAUGAUGUCACAUUUUCAGUUUGCAAAGUAGGAAAACAAAUUGGCUUAUGUUAGUAUGCAUGUACGCUUGAAGCUGUGCUUAUUUCAUAUGUAGAAAGUAUCUGAUAUAUAUCUUUUCCUAUCAAAUAUUCUCAUUUUUUGGGACUUAAAAUUGUGAAUAUCGAUUAUAAAUGCAAAAACAAUCAUAAAUACAAAACAAGUGCUGUGUUACUAUACAGAUAAUGUAUAUUUACCAUUAAAGUAUGGGCCGCACCAUGAGAAAACCAACAUAGUGGCUUUGCGACCAGCAUGGAUCUAGACCAGCCUGCGCAUCUGCGCAGUCUGGUCAGGAUCCAUGCUGUUUGCUUUCAAAAUCUAUUGCAAUUAGAGAAACAGUUAGCGAACAGAAUAGAUACUGACCAGACUGUGCGGAUGCACAGGCUGGUCUGGAUCCAUGCUGGUAACAAACGCACUAUGUUGGUUUUCUCAUGGCGCGGCUCAUAUUAAUUCAGGCACAGUUAAUAGCUUUUUGAUAUUUAGAUCUUUUUUCGAAUAGAUUUUAUUAAAGACAUAAGCGAAAUCAUUUAUAGAAUGUAUAAAUAACUAAGUCAUUUUCCGAAAACGCAGAUGAGAUACAAAUACUAGCAACGAGAUACAAAUAUUGCAAACUAUAUCAUGUAAAUACCAGUUAAUAAUUUAAAAAGUAAAUUAUGUGAAAAAAAGUUUGUAUUAUAAUGUACGGGACGCUUGUUUCAUACUUGAAUAAACCAUCAACUUUUUCGUGCGCUUCAAUCCAGCUGUUGAAGUGCAAAUACUACAAUGCUAAGUAACAAAUGAACUGGAGCUCAGUUAUCUAUCAGUCUCAAAACAACGUGAACAAAAACGAAUCAAUCAGUUUGCAAAUUAAAUCAUGUCGACAUGAAUGGAUCUAUGACUAAAGUUAUAUGACCAUUUCCCCGAUCGCGCAUCUGCCAUAACUAUGAAAGUUUCUUUCGCACGUUUUAGAGGUGUAUAAUUAGGUAAAUGUAGACAUACAUGAAGUCAUGAUAGAUAGAUAUUUAUAAUGCAAUUGUUAAGUUUAGAUUAUCGUAUUUUGUUUCAAUGUUUUAAUACAAUAAAUAUAUAAGCUGA
Molecule: messenger RNA, 3297 nt
Organism: Mercenaria mercenaria
Lineage: Eukaryota; Metazoa; Mollusca; Bivalvia; Venerida; Veneridae
Exons: 5
Coding region: 321-1703 (460 amino acids)
Source: RefSeq, a predicted model, not a curated record